AUAUGAAAAAUAAUUUCUUAUCCGAUUACUUGAUUAAUGGAUGAAGUAAUCAAUAAAAUACUUGAUUACAAAAAUAAUCCAUAGUUGCAGCGCUACUUGUGUUCAGAAAGCUAUAGUCAAACAUUAGUUUUCAGCACCAGUGCUUCUUUAAAAUAUCUGUAAUGUGUUGUCAAAGCUUGGAAUGUGUCCAUUUUUGUUCUGGAGAAAUGCUGGUGCAGGUGGAGCAUCAGGCAGUCCAGAAAUGGGUUCGGGUUCCAGUGACAGAUGACUGCUAUGAUUACUUGAAAUUCAUUCAAGAGGUUCAUGCUAAAUUCAACUUGGCAAGUGGAGUCUCUGUAGACCUGAAGGACUCAUCUGGAGUCGAUGUGGAUGCUGAUAUUUUUGAUGAACUCCUGAGGUCUGCUACAGUAUCUUUCAAAGUAGUCACUGAGCGCUUUGUGGCCCCUGUUGAUCAGAGUGAGGUCACAGAUGCUUCCUUCAGUUCUGAAGAUGGCUCAUUCUCGUCAGUCGAGUCUCCAAGCUCAGCAAGCUCAUCUUCUACAGUGAUUACAGAGAACACCAAAGCACAGAGAAGACGACUGGUUGAAGGACCACCUGACAGUGAGAUGGCAAAAAAUAUUGUCUAUGUAGCUCUGCACCAAAAACCAGGGGGAGAAGAUGUAAUAAAAGAGUACAACAAGACCAGAAGUCUCUCUGAUCCAACAAGAAAGAAACUUGUCAACAUUUUAGUGGCGGAUAUGAUUGAAAGUCAUGGGAGAGUCCCUCCUGUCAACAUUCGCAUUACCUACGCCCUGGGAAUUGUCACCCUCUUCCCCAGUUUGAAAGAUAAUGGCUCACCGACUGGCUAUGAGCAUUACUAUGAUCCUCUCAGUGGACAGGGCUAUCUGGCCUAUCGAUUGAAAACAGUUCAGCGUAACACUGCAAGUGACUUCAAGAGGAGCUCCAAGUCUGCUCAUCAAGGCGGUCCGAGAACUCUGAGGGAGACCUUAACAUCUGAACAGCUGUUUGGUGAUGGAUGCAAAGAAGCAAUGUCCAUGAUGAAACAUUCAUCAGACCAGGAAGUUGUCAGGGAGAAAAUGAAGGCAACAUUUAAGCAUAGACAGAAUAUGCUUCAUGAUCUGGACCAGUCAUCACUCAUCUUGGAUCACUUCCCAAGAUUCUUGGAUACACCAGGCUUAAUUGAGCAGGACUUCAUCAUGCUCUUUGGAGAAGACAUCUCGGGGAAGUUCAUCGCAAGAUGGCCAACAUUCUAUAAACCGAGGGUCACCACUGUCAGCAAAAGCCUUCGACAGAGUGCUCAUCUGGAUGACCUUCUGUCCACUCAGGAGGAAUCAAGUGAUUAUGAAUGGGAUAGUGACCUGGCAGCUAUUCUCCUGCUGGUUCAUCUCUUGCCUCCAACCGCGAAGGGGAAAAGACAGGGAAAAAUUAGUGCACCUCAGGCUGCUGACCGUGUUAUCAAGUUCAUGAAGGUGGGGACAAGCAUGGCGACCUUCCUUGCCAAAGUUGGAUCUGCACAGCCCUUCCUCCUCUGCGUUGGAGAAAAGAAGAGCAGGAUACAGAAAUUCUACAUCAUCCUGGAUCAGAAGCCCAUUCCCUGUGUGGCACAGACUGCAGUGGCUGCCUUCGAUGAACUGUUUAAGGCACACUUUGUGUUUGCUGUGUCCUAUGAUGCAACCCUCCUCAACUUCUACACAUUCAUCCAAACAACGGUUUAUGGCAUUGAUGUUGCAACAACAAAGGAGAGCCCCAGAGUCAAGGAAAUUAGAGUGAGGAUUAACAACACUUGAAUAUGCUAACAUGUUACAUUUGUAAGGUUCAGCACAGAAAUUGUUCAACUCUUUUCCAGCAUUUGAAAUUUAGUCAUGCUUUGUAUCCAGGGCACAAAUUGCGUUUGAAAUGUGGGGAACAUGGCUGUUCAUCUGUUUUUUACACGUAUUCUGGGUUCAAGAAGCACUUGCUGAAAGCACAUGGAGACACAUUUGCCACAGAUUCUGUUUAUAAGGGCAAUGUUGGUACAGAUAGUGUUGAGACAGAUGAUGUUUCUGCUCAUGACCCAUUGAGUAGCUCUUCUGUUGGUCAACAAAGUCAUGCUAAAAAGAAGCAGUUAAUGGAUAUGUGUAGCUCUGUUAUUGCCCAAGUUCAAGCAGCUGGAGUUUCUGAAAAUAUUGUGCAGUCUUUAACUUGUUCAAUGGAGGAGGUUGUUAAUGAUGUUCAUAUUCAAGCACAAGAUGCCGUUCUUAAGUGUCUUUCAUCUGAGGUGAAUGAACAAACCUUAAACAAAGUCAGAGAAUGUUUUGAGAACAUAGAAAAUCCAUUCACACACCUUAACACUGAAAGAAAGAGGCAAAAGUAUUUUGAAAAAAAAUGGAAAAUUGUUGAACCAGUAGAGCAUGUUCUUGGAGUACGUUAUGAUACACGUUUGGAUAAAACCACAGGUGUAUACAGUCAAAUUCCUGUUAAUGACAAAUUUAUGUAUGUACCUAUUUUAGGAACUCUUGAUUCAUUGUUCACCAACCAAGAACUCAGUACCUGCUUUCAACAGGUAAAGUGUCAUGAAGAUGGGAUAUAUAGAGACAUCAAUGAUGGUUCCUAUCUCAGAAAUCACUCAUUAUUUUCAGAGCAAGAACAUGCACUCCAAAUACAGCUGUAUUACGAUGAUUUUGAAACGGCAAAUCCACUGGGACCCAAAAGGGGUUCACAUAAACUUGGCUGUAUUUAUUUUAUUUUAAGAAAUUUGCCAGCUAAACUCAAUUCAGUUUUGAUGAACAUUCAUCUAGUUUCUCUUUUCCAUGCCGAGGACUUAAAGAAGUACGGUUUUGGUCCAGUCUUGCAGCCUCUUGUUAAUGACUUGAAAUGUCUCGAGACAGAAGGUAUUAAGGUCCCAUUUUCUGAUACACCAUUAAGGGGUUCAAUUGUUCAGGUUACUGGUGAUAAUUUGGCAUUGCAUAGCCUUUUUGGCUUGGUUGAAUCGUUCAGUGCAACUUACUGUUGUCGAUUUUGUUUAACUGAUAAAACAAAGCUUCAGUCAGUAUUCAGUGAGGAUGACCAAGACCUAAUUUUUCGCACAAAAGAGCUCUAUUCAGAACAUUUCAAUGCUGUGGCACAAAAUCCCAUUCUUGUCCAUUCUUUUGGUGUAAAAAGAGAAUGUCCUCUUAAUGCACUGCAGUAUUUUCAUUGUUCAAACAAUUACGCAGUUGAUAUUAUGCAUGACCUUUUGGAAGGUGUUGUGCAGUAUGAACUUCAGCUUCUUUUUCAGUACAUGGUUAGGACUUCCAUAGAUUUAAACACCCUUUCAGA
Archocentrus centrarchus (flier cichlid) is the source of this 3297-nucleotide messenger RNA. RefSeq lists its product as uncharacterized. The transcript is spliced from 9 exons. Lineage: Eukaryota; Metazoa; Chordata; Actinopteri; Cichliformes; Cichlidae. The record is from RefSeq and is a predicted model, not a curated record. Bases 162 to 1787 code for a protein of 541 amino acids.